Ilex paraguariensis (yerba mate) is the source of this 516-nucleotide messenger RNA. Lineage: Eukaryota; Viridiplantae; Streptophyta; Magnoliopsida; Aquifoliales; Aquifoliaceae. The record is from the annotation of a GenBank genome assembly.
AUGCCAGGGGCCUUGCAGCACAAGAGAAUGAAGAUAAAAUGUUGGUACAAUGCUCCAGGAGCUGAUACCAGUAAUGGUGCGGAACAUCUUAAAGAUCCCGAGGUUCCUGAAUGCUCGGAUAUACAGCUUGAAAUCUCUAUUACCCAAAUGAUGCUGCUACCCAAAUCUCUAAUAUCGAAAGGAUGGCGUAGUAAACAUAGGAGACCAUUUAGGAAAUUACAAAAAACUAACCAGCUGAGAAUAAGAAUGACCAGGCUUCUAACUGUUAAGAGCGCAAUAAUUUAUGGGCUAGGCUCCAAGACGUCGCCGGACGAGCUCUAUUGCACAUUGAUCGAGAUUGACACCGACAGAGACGACUUCAUUGAUCUGAAAGAAUUCACCGAGUUCCACCGUGAGGAUCGGAUUCAGACGGCAACAAGAAGGAGCUUUCACGACGCUUUUGACAUGUAUGAUAAGGACAAGAACGACUUCAUCUCUGUUAUUGAGUUGCACACUAUGUUGCUGCUCGUUGAAUGA